Messenger RNA from Lodderomyces jiufengensis, 972 nucleotides. RefSeq lists its product as uncharacterized. The coding region runs from base 1 to 972 and encodes 323 amino acids. The record is from RefSeq and is a predicted model, not a curated record. Lineage: Eukaryota; Fungi; Ascomycota; Pichiomycetes; Serinales; Debaryomycetaceae. The transcript has a single exon.
AUGGGUGGUGAUAAAUUAAAACAUUUACCAUUAAUACAUUUUAAAUAUAAUCAUCAUUCAUCAAUUACAAAUACAAAACAAUCUGAAACAAAUUCAAAUUCAAAACCACAAAGUCAAGUUCAAGAUCAAAAUAAUUCAUUUAAUAAAAUCUCGACUAAUAUUAAAGGUUUUAGAAAAAAAAUUGAAGAACAAAGAAAAAGUGAUGAUAAUGAAGGUGACUUAAGUGAUAUACCACAAGAUUAUAUCCCAAGAACUUUACCAAAUGAUCCAAAUGAUGAACUUCAUAAAAUUCAAAAUCAUUUAUCAAGAAAUCUUGAAGAUCACAAUAGAAUUAAUCAAGAUGGUGUGACAAUUCCUUAUGGUAUACAACCAUCUAAUUUAAAUGGCUUUACAAAUACACAACAAAGUCAUUAUUUAGAUCCUAAUGAAAUUGAGAAACAUCCUAAAUUAUUUCCAAUUCAACGGAAACUAGAAAAAAAACAUCCAAGACAAGAACAUGUUGAAGUUUAUAAUUAUUUGAAUCCGAGAAAGACUGCAAAUAUGACUUAUAAUGAAAAAAUUUCGAAUUGGUUAUCGUCAAUUCCAUUAAUUGCCAAAAAUAAUAAUACUAGUGGUGGUAAUUUUUUCACAAAUAAUGAAAAUUUAUCACCAAAUUAUAAAAUUGAUUGUUAUCCAGGUGUUGUUUCACAUUCUAUUACGGCUUCAAAUACUUCAAAUGGAGAAAUUGAUUUAACUGAUGUUGAUGAUAUUAUUGAAUUACAAGCUCAAAAAGUCACAAAAUAUGUUACAAGAUUAUACUAUAAUGAAAAUGAAACAAAUGACAAUAUUGUUGAAGAUCAUAGUUCUGGUGGAAAUGAUGAUGAAGAAGAAUUGAUAGUUGACCAAAAAAUUCCACGAUUAAUUACAGUACAAGAAGGUGAUGAAAAAGGUCAGAAUUAUGAUGCGACUCCCUCAAAGUCGUUUCAACACUAA